Molecule: messenger RNA, 354 nt
Organism: Catharus ustulatus (Swainson's thrush)
Lineage: Eukaryota; Metazoa; Chordata; Aves; Passeriformes; Turdidae
Product: protein S100-A9-like
Exons: 2
Coding region: 1-354 (117 amino acids)
Molecular function (GO): calcium ion binding
Source: RefSeq, a predicted model, not a curated record
AUGAAGACCGACCUGGAGCUGGCGCUGGAGUGCGCCGUCAAUGUCUAUCACCGGUACGCCAUGCGGCGCCCCAUGGACGAUUACCUGAGCAGGAGCGAGUUCUCCAAACUGCUCCGGGACACGGCCGAGCCCUUCCUGCGCCGCACGGCCCCGCCCAACACCAACAUCGACCAGUACAUCACCCAGCUCUUCAGCAAGGCCGACGCCAACCGCGACGGCCGCCUCAAGUUCACCGAGUUCCUGAGCACGCUGAGCCUCGUGGCCAUCGACGCCCACAACCGCUCCCACGAGGGGCCGGGGGGUGACCACGGCCAUGACCACGGGCAUGACCACAGCCAUGGCCACAGCCGCUGA